AUGUUGGCAACUCCCUCCAACAAUCCCGUUCGCCGCCUCUCUUCGUUCUUCUCGCUGGGCUCGCCGAAACCUGAUGAUAAACGCUCUCCCACCAAGUCACCUCAUUUACAAUCCUCCCGCUCAUCUUCGUUGCAAACUCCGCCCCUUCGGGAUCAACAGCUCGCUGAAGAGACACAGGCAUUGAGCCUCAACCCACGGAAUGUCUCUGCUCCUGUCCUCGGUGAAAAUGCACACCAAAGCUACACUCCUCCACCACGUCUCUCCAGUUUGAACCCAGAUCUAGCAGGUCCAGGUUCGCCAGAUACUCACAGCCGUAGCCAGAGCUGGAGUGAUGCUGUACCGCGAUUCAGCAAAUCUGGUUCAAGGCCGGGUUCAGGUCUCGGAGUUUCGGGAGUUAACGUCAACCCUAGCCCUGCUACAAUAAGCAAGUCCAAAAAGGGCGCUAAGUCGAAGUUGUCCGGCAGUGAUGCGUCAAAUGGUAAACGGGCUUGGAUCGCUGGAACGGAAAACGAUAUCCCCUAUGAUAUUAGCACUCUACUUGCAGGAGAGAGGGUAGCUGAUCUCUGGGAUGAUGCCGGAGAUACCUAUGUCUACCUCUUCCCUCAAAACUCUGGUCGACCGCCUUCAUUCAAGGUUGAUUCCGCUAUUUUUUCUGCAUCCGCGUCUCUCACACUCCUCGCCCGCGGGAAUCCUUCUCCUCCUCAAUCUACGCGAGGUGGUCAGGGCCGAUCCCGAGAUCCUAAUUCGUCUUCUCCUCCUCUUUCAGCACAAAAUGGAUCUAGUUAUGACGAGGGCUCCGACGGACAGUCGCAGGAUGGCUUUCUAGACGACGAAUCACCGGAGUUGCACCUAUAUAUGCCCGUACCCCUUACCGGCGAUCUUCCCUGCGGCCGAGAGCAGCCUGUCCUUUCUGCUGAUGAUGUGGAUAUGCUAGUACUUUUCCGCAAUCUGUUUGCCUUCCUUAUCGGCCAGGCAUUGAUUGCAACGCCACGCACACCGUCUAUCUUCAACAUCUUCAUGGAAGUGUCCGGACUCCUAGAUCGUUUUGGAUUCACCAACCUGGACCAGUCAACUUUUGGAGAGACUGCCACCAGCAGCUUCGGCUGCUAUUGCGAUGAACUGGAUUUAAUCGAUGUCCGUGCUUCGAGGGAACGUGCCUUGGAUGCUAUCAUCCUUGGUGAACGUAUGAAGUAUCUCCCUCUGUACCAGGAGGGUUUCACUCACGGUGUUGCAGUGCUUGACGAUCUAAAGAAGUUCGAGACGAAGUAUAAUCUUGUUUCUGCAGUCACUCGAAAGAGAUUGGAGCGAGGAUAUCUAGACCUAGACAACAGGAUAAGGACCUGUGCUGUCAAGAUCGAUGAGUUUGAAUUCCCUUCUUUGUUCGCCGGUAUUGCCAACUCAAACGUCGCAAAUGAGGCCAAAGUCAUCCGCUUCAAGAACUGGAAGAACGCAUACCUCAGCUAUCGAAAGAAUGUCAUGAAUUAUUACCGCGCUCGUUUCGGCUCAUGGCCUCCCAAGGCCAGCAAGAAGACCCAGUUCCAGGAAAGCGGCCUCAAUCGCUUGGUCCUUCGAGAGCUUUACCAGGACUUCUGCGAUCUCUAUGAUAUGCUUGCCGACCGUACCGAUCUUACCACCCGCUCCGCAGACAUGACUACCUCCGUAUUUAAGGCUGAAGACUCGAAUUCUACCUCUCAAGCACUGCGACAGAUCAUGUCGGAAUAUGACCGCAGUACACCACCAGUUCAGCCACCAAUUCCCUUUGACAUUCCCCGUUUGCCGUCUAUCCAUUCCAUCCGACGCAAGCUAGACCCUAAGCGUGAAGCCAAGGAGCGUUCAAAGCGACUUACUACUGGUGAAGUGAACGAGAUUCUGGUCUCCAGUUACAACCACGCAAGCAUGAAACCGACCCCUUUCCUGGAGAACUUUAUGAACUAUGAGCGUCGCGUUGGCCACGGUAAAUGCGCUGACGAGCUUGCGGAUAUGCGUUGUGCACAGUGGCUAUUCAUGUACGCUGUCAUACAAUCAUUGCCAAUGCUUGUUGUGGAUGCCCCGGAUCUCAGGUGUACACAUGGGGUGGAAUACUUCCUCUGCAUACCACCAUGGGGUGGAUCUCCUUGGUGCGCUUCUGACCCAAAGAAUGGCAAGAAGUGGUUUGGUGUUGCUGGUGGGUCUGGCGUCGUCAAUCUACCAUCGGAUGUGGUUGCAAAUGGCGUCGAUGCUGUCUAUAGGCGCAGCCACUGUUGGCAGGUUGCCUUGAAGUGGGCAGACGAUGGACAGCUGAACUCGUCUGUUAUGUUGGACCCUGCUUCACAACAGCCAGAGGAGCCACAACAACCACCACUGCCUCCUCCUGUUCCCCAGAGCCAGCCACAAUCACCGCAGCAGCAAUAUCAAGCAUAUCCUCAGUAUCCCCCACCUCCACAGCAAUACCCUCAGCAACCACCGUAUCCAGCACCACAAUACCCACCGCCGCCGCCACAGCAGCAGCAGUAUCAGCCAUACGCUCAACCAUACCAGCAGCCGCAGUAUCCUCCGCAACAUUACCAACACUACCAACACCCGUCUCUAUCUAUUUCAACCCCUGAUCAAUCUACUGCUGGCUCUCUCCCUCCCUCAGGUACCCCGACUGCCUACCCACCACCCAACCAGGCUCAAAACUUCUACCCAUUCCCUUACCCGCCACCCCUCUCAUCUACUGGCUCCUCUUCAGACAGGCAACCUACUCCACUUCUUACACCAGGCGAUACUACACCUCCUAAUCUCCCCAUGCUCAAUCUCCAGCCACCAAGUGCGUCAUUUGGUCGAGGUGCCGGAACCCCAGGUAACCGUUCCUCGAUAUACAUGGGCCUUGAAGCCUUGCCACUACCAGCUGGCGUUAGCCCCGUGGAUACAUCAGGAAGAUCAUCGACUCAUAACCCUGACGCAAGCUUCGAUCAUAUUCUGCAAGGUGUCUCACAGCCUAAGAAGAAGAAGAAAUGA
Molecule: messenger RNA, 2979 nt
Organism: Trichophyton verrucosum HKI 0517
Lineage: Eukaryota; Fungi; Ascomycota; Eurotiomycetes; Onygenales; Arthrodermataceae
Exons: 2
Coding region: 1-2979 (992 amino acids)
Source: RefSeq, a predicted model, not a curated record